GUGGGAGAGGUAGCGGAAGUGAGGGCGGUGCUGCUGGUGGUGCUGGUGGCAGCACAGCAGUGGGUGCAGCAGCAGCAGCAGUUGUAUCCCUACCCGUUGCGGAUCCGCUGUUGCAGCAGCCCCUGCCGAGCUUGAGGGCCCUCCACCAGCAACAACGAGCCGCCGAGGCAGCCGCCGCUCAAUCCACCGCAGCAGCAGGCGCCGGCACCCGGUCCGUCUCCCCUCCUGCAGCACCCGCUGCCGCUGCCACCACCGCCGUUUUGGUCAUUGACGACGAAGACUCCCUCUUUGGCGACGCAGCAGCCGCCGCCAACGCCGCCCCAGCAGCAG
This is a messenger RNA of Astrephomene gubernaculifera, 330 nucleotides long. NCBI's taxonomy places the organism in Eukaryota, Viridiplantae, Chlorophyta, Chlorophyceae, Chlamydomonadales, Astrephomenaceae. The record is from the annotation of a GenBank genome assembly.